AUGGUCACAGACGUCAAAGGUGUGGUUGAUGAUUUCUUGAAGAAGAAGACGCUUCAGCAGGUGCUGGAGAAAGCGUGCCACCAUGCCAUGUUCGACCCCUGGGAGCAGUGGCUUUGCACCAUAGAUGAGGUGAUGUCGAGGUUGAAGCCAUUUCCUGCACAGAAAUGGCCUCUGAUCCUUCACCUCGUGAUGCUCUUAGAGGAUUUCGACACCCAGGACGAGCAACUUCUGGUAGAUGUCGUGAAUAACAUCAAGGAGGGAGAGAUGAACUUGAGGCCAGACUGUAGAAAGCAGCUGGAUCACCUUUGUGAUUUGAUGCGGUUACGUGCCACUUUACUGGCAGCCAAGCAAGGCAAGAUCGAAACGGUGGAGGACAGGAAAUGGUGA
Molecule: messenger RNA, 387 nt
Organism: Cladocopium goreaui
Lineage: Eukaryota; Dinophyceae; Suessiales; Symbiodiniaceae
Source: the annotation of a GenBank genome assembly